UAGGGUUGACAAAAUCAAGUCGAUUCUCGCGCGGAUUUCGUCCGUCUUCGCCGUCAUUACUACACGAGCUGUAUAAUGCAUUUGUAAUUCGCGCGGUCUUUGUCUCUGCCACCUGGUCGUGUUUUGAUCGAGUGCUCGCGAAGUCGAGAAUAAAUAAUUCAUAGAUUGGCGAUCAAAGGACUAAUGAGAAAGUCUCGUAGCAAACACUGCUCUACACGGGCGUAGAUAGCUUGCUUACAAUGUGAACACAGUGAACAGAAUCGUGAGGGAAAGUGUCCACAUCGACCAAGAUGGGCCUUCCUAUACCUGCCAUAGUUUUUAUGGCAGUCAUCGGUGGAUGCUGUCUGUUGCUAUUGAUUCUUUAUCAAUGCUUAAAGGCAGGAUUCUUCUUCAAGACUGAGCCUCCCGAAAGACCCAACGAGAAAGACUACGCCGAACUCGGCGAAGCAUACGGUACCGAGACCGACGAUGAUUACUUAGGCCCUUCGUCAAAAGGAACGAGUCGCCGAAGUAGCUUUAACACUAGCGGGAGUAAGUCUGACGGCGAAUUGGCUUUGGGAGAAAGCGCUUCGGUUUGUGGUUAUGGAAGAUACUCCGACUCCGACUAUAGCCCAGGUGCUCAGAGAGCUAUUUCAGCAUAUGGGGAAGCCAUUGAUGGGCGAGAUGAUCUUCUCUCUAAUGCUGGUAGGAUACAAGUAUCCGCUAGCUAUGCUCCAACAUCUGAAAAACUGACGGUCAAUAUUAUUCGCGCCGAAGACGUCCCUACCAAGCAACGUGGUGGGGCUUCGACUGUUCAAGUUCGUAUUGUUUUAUUGCCUACAAAAAAGCAAAGAUUCAAAACCAAGRCAAAACCCGCAACUAAUCCUAACUUUCAGGAGACUUUCGUGUUCAGUCGUGUACCACAGAGUGAGAUGCACGAAUAUACUCUAAGAAUACGACUGUACGGCCAUGAACGAAUAGGAAGAGAUAAGCUGUUAGGAGAAACUAAUAUUGUUCUUCCUGAGUUCGAGUUGGAUGGGGACGGAGCUGGCCUCUGGAGAACUCUUACCCCGGGAAAUGCGAUCGGGGGCUCGGAUUCUAUGUAUGAUUUAUCUGACACAGCUAGCGUACGAAGCGUUGGUUCAUAUGGGUCAUCAUCUUCAUUAGCAAUGGCACAAAGUGGCGCUCCAGAACUUCUUGUUUCUCUUUGUUACCAGUCCCUCACUGGCCGGCUAACUGUAGAAGUACUGAAGGCCAGUAAUUUACGCAACCUCUCGAUGCAGAGAGCACCAGAUACCUACGUCAAAGUGGCCAUGUUCAACUCAAUUGGCCAGCAGUUAUCCAAGAGCAAGACAUCCAUUCGCCGUAGCAUGUACGACCCAGAAUUCAACGAAACAUUCGUCUUCCAAAUCAUUGAGUUUGAAUUACCAAGCGUCAGUUUAAUGUUCUCCGUUGUUAAUAUUAAGAAAAUGCGACGAAAAGAAAUCAUUGGAUGGUUUUCCAUGGGCAAGGACAACACAGGAGAGGACGAAGAGUCUCACUGGAAGGAAAUGACGGGAGGUAAAGGAAAACCAGUCAGACGAUGGCAUGUGCUUAGCGCUGUGGACUAUUGACCUUAAUUAUACAUUAUUAGCCAACUGAAACAUUCAAUAUUUAUCAGUCAAUGCUCUUGCAUGUAGUGAGAGUGAUUUUUCUUCGCCUGUGAAAGAAUAGUCAACGUUAUAGACCAAAUUCAAAACUCGCACCGAUGUGAGGCUUAAGUUGUGAACAAAGGAAUAUGGCGUGAUUCGUGACUUUUGAAUACGCCAGAUUACUUUGAGUCACGCCAGAUCCCUUUGUUUGCAACUGAAGCCUCACAUCGGUGCGAGUUUUGAAUUUGGUCUAUACAUAGUAGUAGACACGAAGUCCAUUUUUGUUUUGUUUUGUUUUGUUUUUGUUUCUUCUUUACUUCGACUGUUAGUCACUAAUUAGACAAUUUUGUUUCACGGGCCAAGUUAAACUUCUCUUUUGGGUUAUCGCUGAAACUCGACCAUUAUCAAAUAAUACCCUUCAACGAUAACAAUUUGYAAUUGCGUAAAGAGUGUGUUAUUAGUCAUUCCGAGGUUGAGUGAUAGCCUGGUUGGAUUUUGCAUUGUAGUGUAUUGCGGGGCUCCUUUAGGGGACCAAAUAGACGCCAUCUUGGAAAUAUGUCCACUAAAACAGUCCCACAAUGCACUGCGAUGCCAACUAGACCCAGUCCAAUUCAAUCAACCUCGAAAUGGGAAAUAUAGGAUUUCAAAUUGGAAUUUAUAUACGCUACUAUAAGAUAAAAGAAUGUUUAUGUAAGGGAAUUACCGCAAGUAGGAUUUAUUUAUUUAUUUAUUUAUUUUUGACCAAAUCAGUAAAGGGACAGUCAAGGAACAUUUCAAAGUUCUAGAUAUAUUUGCCAAAGGAGAAAAACUGUGAUAGCGGGUUUAAGAGCAGGUCUGUAAAAUCUCGCUAAUUAUGCUAUUAUCAUUAAUUAUUCAGYGCAAAAACUGUAAAUUUAUCAAACCUUUAACUGACGUUUCAACUUGGCCUAUUGGCUACUUGAUUACAGGUAGCACAUGCUUCUAGCUCAAGAUUAGGGCCUGCACUUUCCCCUCUGUAUUGGGUGUAUUGUAUUCCCAUCCGAGUUUUAGACUUCGUGUCAUGAUCUUGAAAAUAAGAUUUUUUAAGACUUUGUGCAUGUUCCCCUCUAUUAACUAUGCUUUGUGUGAGUGGUAUUCAUAAGGCACCAUUAGACAAAGAAAUCAUACAUUAGGGAUUGACACAUGGUCUGAAAUGGAAAAAUAUUACUGGAUUCAUUCAAGUGACGUCCACGACGUUUGUUUUUGUUUUGUUUUUUCCUCCUAAAAACGUCUGUAAAAUUGUUCGUUAGCUUUAAGAAAGCUUCUUGUAAAUACCCGAAAUUGGAACUAAGCACUUAUUAUGAAAUAGUAUUUGUCUGCAAUAGUGACGUAACAGAUCAAAUUAAAACGAGAGCGAGUGUUUGAUCAGAGCAUCCAAACUUCGAGAAACAGAUGAAAGAUGCUUUUUUUGUUAUGAGGUGUUUGGAUGGCCUGAUCAAACACGAAGCACGAGUUUUUGAACUUACUUCYCAGUCUCAUCAUAAUUCAUUUGUUCUUGAAUCUCCUGAGACUAAAAAAGUGAACAGUGUUUUGACCAGUGUCUUGAUCCGUUUUUCGAUCAAGCAUCAAGGUGCGURCAUGCGACUACAAUGCAAAGCCGCCAUUGGUCAUUGACUUUAUGAAUUAUUAAUGAGUUUAAGAAAACUAGCUCCAGUACAAGUGGAGAACUUAACCUGGUGUAGAGGUUAUCUAAGUCUUUCUUUUCUUUCAAUGAGGGAUGAGCUCUAUGUAAUUUUCCUUUGAAAUCUCUCCUUUUUGUCGUGCAGCUAGUUGCGCAAUGCACUUCGGGAUUCAUUGCUAAUUUCUUCUCGAGCUAUCCCAUGAUCCUUUGAAAGAAAGGAGGAACUUAAUUACUGACUCAAAUGCGUAAAAACACACCUGAAAUUGCCGGUUUAUGUAAAAAAAAAAAUCAGACACUUGGGAAAAAUAAGGGAUAUAAAUUAAUUUAAAUUGGGUCUAUUUAGGAAGAAAGAAUCUUACGAAGAUUUUUGUAAUUUUGGAAUUCUUUGUAAGAGAAUUUCUUGUUAUUUGUUUAAGUUUUAUUAAAUUUUUCGUAUCACAA
Actinia tenebrosa (Australian red waratah sea anemone) is the source of this 3690-nucleotide messenger RNA. RefSeq names its product synaptotagmin-16. The record is from RefSeq and is a predicted model, not a curated record. NCBI's taxonomy places the organism in Eukaryota, Metazoa, Cnidaria, Anthozoa, Actiniaria, Actiniidae. Gene Ontology annotation, molecular function: phospholipid binding.